AUGGCUGGGGAAUGUAGCCAGGCCCAGUGUGAGGUCGCACGCGUCUUUGGAUUAGCCGGCGUGUUGACAGACCCCGUACGUGGCCGGGUGCGUCCCGACGCCCAGUGUGAGGUCGCACGCGUCUUUGGAUUAGCCGGCGUGUUGACAGACCCCGUACGUGGCCGGGUGCGUCCCGACGUGGAAAUUUUGGGGGAUGUUCAAUUUACAGGGAAGACUUUGCCGAAAUUUUGGCAGAAAGUCUCGUGCCCUAAAUCCUCUCUGGUAAAAGAGGACAUAGUUUUAAGGAGUGAACUCGGCAUGGGUGUGAUGCCGGGGUCUCCGCAGGGUUCGUCUCGGGUUUCGGGAAAUUCGGGACGGGUCCUGUCAUUUUCGACCUUGUCAUCGAAGAGUUCUGUGAAUGCCGAAUCCCCGAAGGUAAUUUCUAAAGUGAUUGUGGCCAAAUUGAGACCUCUUUUGGCUAAGCUUGUCAGUCCUCAUCUGAUUGACCUUUCUAAAGCCUAUGACAGAUUAAACUGGAGUUUUAUCAUGACAGUUCUUAACGAAGUCGGUUUACCUGCAAAUCUCAUCCAGCUUAUCAUUCAUUGUGUUUCUUCUAUUACUUAUCACGUUUGCGUCAAUGGGGAGCUCACCGAGACUUUCACCUCUAAGAAUGGCAUCCGUCAGGGAGACCCCCUCUCCCCCUACCUCUUCGUUCUUUGCAUGGAGAAGUUUUCUCACCUCAUAGUGGAAGCAGUGAAGAAUUGCAAUUGGAAACGUGUGAAAUCCUCCAAGGGUGGCCCUUAUGUCUCCCAUAUGUUCUUUGCUGAUGAUUUGAUUCUUUUUGCAGAAGCUACUCCUCGACAAGCUUAUAUUAUGAAGCAGUGUCUGGACGACUUUUGUAGAGCCUCGGGCCAAGUUGUCAAUUUUGAGAAAUCUGCAAUUUAUUGUUCCCCAAAUAUUAGCAAGGAAUUAGCAUAUGAUAUUAGUCACAUUUGUGGUUCAUCUCUUACGAAUAACUUGGGUAAGUACUUAGGGAUGCCCUUACUUCACUCUCGGGUAACCAAGACUACCUACAAAAAUUUGGUUGACAAAGUGCAUGCCAGACUUGCUUCCUGGAAAAGCAGAGUCCUUUUUUCUAUAGGUAGAGCAACUCUAAUCCAAGCCGUCACCUCCGUUAUUCCUGUUUUUGCCAUGCAAACUGCCAAGCUUCCCAUGAGCAUAUGUGAUGAGCUGGAUAAAUUAAACCGCAAUUUGUCAGUGGGAUCUGUUGUGCAGACCUAA
Prunus armeniaca (apricot) is the source of this 1260-nucleotide messenger RNA. Lineage: Eukaryota; Viridiplantae; Streptophyta; Magnoliopsida; Rosales; Rosaceae. The record is from the annotation of a GenBank genome assembly.